Messenger RNA from Anopheles coluzzii, 1586 nucleotides. RefSeq lists its product as uncharacterized. The transcript has 2 exons. Gene Ontology annotation, cellular component: plasma membrane. Gene Ontology annotation, molecular function: odorant binding; olfactory receptor activity. NCBI's taxonomy places the organism in Eukaryota, Metazoa, Arthropoda, Insecta, Diptera, Culicidae. Gene Ontology annotation, biological process: detection of chemical stimulus involved in sensory perception of smell; sensory perception of smell. The record is from RefSeq and is a predicted model, not a curated record. The coding region runs from base 290 to 1111 and encodes 273 amino acids.
UUCUUGUUCUUGCUGCUGAUUGGACGUGAAAUGUUGAGAAAAAGGUUGCAUGACUGAAACAGAACCUUUAAAUACUCCUACUUUGUUUGCUAUUCAGACAUGGCCAGGCUAAUCACAAUCGCUAAUAAUGAACAGAAGCUCUUCUCAUUAAACCCUUUCGAUUGAUAGUAUCAAUGUCAAUGUCGAGAUAAUUGAACUGCAAACGAUACCUACCUUCGGGGCUGAACACAUCAAGAAGCAAUUAUUGUGUCGUCCGUCAGACCUCAGUUCGCGAGGAGGAAUAAAAUAGAUGCCUUCUGAGCGACUUCGUCUCAUUACUUCCUUCGGAACUCCUCGAGACAAACGCACGAUGGUACUGCCAAAAUUAAAGGAUGAAACAGCAGUGAUGCCGUUUCUGCUGCGAAUUCAAACCAUCGCCGGACUGUGGGGUGACCGUUCCCAGCGGUACCGUUUUUAUCUCAUCUUUUCCUACUUCUGCGCGAUGGUGGUUCUACCCAAAGUGCUGUUCGGUUAUCCAGAUCUCGAGGUUGCGGUACGCGGCACGGCCGAGCUGAUGUUCGAAUCGAACGCAUUCUUCGGCAUGCUAAUGUUUUCCUUUCAACGCGACAACUACGAGCGAUUGGUGCAUCAGCUGCAGGAUCUGGCAGCUCUAGUCCUCCAAGACCUACCCACAGAGCUGGGAGAGUACCUGAUCUCAGUGAACCGACGGGUCGAUCGGUUCUCCAAAAUUUACUGCUGCUGUCACUUUUCCAUGGCAACGUUCUUUUGGUUCAUGCCCGUCUGGACGACCUAUUCCGCCUACUUUGCUGUGCGCAACAGCACGGAACCGGUCGAGCACGUGUUGCACCUCGAGGAAGAGCUGUACUUCCUGAACAUUCGGACUUCGAUGGCGCACUAUACGUUUUAUGUGGCCAUUAUGUGGCCCACGAUCUAUACGCUCGGGUUUACCGGUGGCACAAAGCUGCUGACCAUUUUCAGCAAUGUUAAGUACUGUUCGGCCAUGCUGAAGCUCGUUGCACUCCGAAUCCACUGUCUAGCGAGAGUAGCGCAAGACCGAGCGGAAAAGGAGCUGAACGAGAUCAUUUCCAUGCAUCAGCGGGUACUCGAGUAAGUAAAUUCAAAUUGAAAGUUUUGCAGGGAAUAACUUGAGUGUGUCUGACCCGUACAUAUCCUAGCUGCGUGUUCCUGCUGGAGACAACAUUCCGCUGGGUGUUUUUCGUGCAGUUCAUUCAGUGUACAAUGAUCUGGUGCAGUCUCAUCCUCUACAUAGCGGUGACGGUAGUAGCAUUCCCUUCUUUUCGUUAAACUUAAUUAAAUCCAUUUUAGUGAACGUGAAUUUUCGCCCAGGGUUUCAGCUCGACGGUGGCGAAUGUCUGUGUCCAGAUCAUUUUGGUGACGGUGGAAACUUACGGCUACUGCUACUUCGGAACAGAUCUAACCACGGAGGUGCUUUGGAUACCCUAUGGAUGAAGCUUCAAAAAGUAAUUCCAAAUUCUGUUUUCGAUUUUUUUCUCCUUUUCCACUAGAGCUAUAGCGUUGCCCUCGCCAUUUACGAUAGCGAGUGGUACAAGUUUUCCAUUUCGAUG